Anolis carolinensis (green anole) is the source of this 6088-nucleotide messenger RNA. RefSeq names its product zinc finger RANBP2-type containing 1 (gene zranb1). Gene Ontology annotation, cellular component: cytoplasm; nucleus. The record is from RefSeq and is a predicted model, not a curated record. NCBI's taxonomy places the organism in Eukaryota, Metazoa, Chordata, Lepidosauria, Squamata, Anolidae. Gene Ontology annotation, molecular function: K63-linked polyubiquitin modification-dependent protein binding; cysteine-type deubiquitinase activity. The coding region runs from base 344 to 2470 and encodes 708 amino acids. The transcript has 10 exons. Gene Ontology annotation, biological process: protein K29-linked deubiquitination; protein deubiquitination involved in ubiquitin-dependent protein catabolic process; cytoskeleton organization.
GCGAGCUCCCGUCUGGGGGUUUAUUUUGCUUUGGGACACUCCAUCCGGCGCCUCCAUUAGGCGAGCCAGGAGAGCUCGCUGUCCCUGGCCCUCUUCACUUACCCCCCCCCCUUUUGGCCAAAGUGGUAUCGCCCUCCCUUCGACUUCCCUCAUCCUUUUGCCCGCCCAGAGCCGGAAGAAACCAUGUCCUGAGCGCGCGCGGGGGGGAGGCCGGGGUGGGUGGGCGGCUGAGGGGAAUGGGCCGCAGCUGCUGCCGCUGAGGAGGAGGAGGCCGCCGCCGCGGGAUUACAAGAGCGGCCCUGAAAGCUUUCUGCCUGGAACAAUCUACUUCAAGGAGUGCAGGAUGACAGAACGUGGAAUAAAAUGGGCUUGUGAGUAUUGUACAUAUGAAAACUGGCCCUCUGCAAUCAAGUGUACCAUGUGCCGUGCUCAAAGACCUAGUGGAACUAUUAUUACAGAAGAUCCAUUCAAGAGCGGCUCCAGUGAUGUUGGUAGAGACUGGGAUCCUGCAAGUGUUGAAGGAGGCAGCAGCCCUUUGAUAUGCCCAGAUUCCAGUGCAAGACCAAGAGUAAAAUCAUCCUACAGUAUGGAAAGUGCAAAUAAGUGGUCAUGCCACAUGUGCACAUACUUGAACUGGCCUCGUGCAAUACGAUGCACUCAGUGCUUGUCUCAACGUAGGACCAGGAGCCCCACAGAAUCCCCUCAGUCUUCAGGGUCUGGUUCAAGACCAGCUCCUUUCUCUGUGGAUCCUUGUGAGGAGUACAAUGAUAGAAAUAAACUGAACAUGAGGACCCAGCAUUGGACUUGUUCUGUUUGUACAUAUGAAAAUUGGGCUAAGGCCAAAAAGUGUGUUGUGUGUGAUCAUCCAAGACCCAACAACAUUGAAGCAAUAGAAUUGGCAGAAACAGAGGAAGCUUCUUCAAUAAUAAAUGAGCAAGAUAGAACUCGAUGGAGGGGAAGCUGUAGUAGUGGUAAUAGCCAAAGAAGAUCCCCUCCUACAACCAAACGGGAAUCUGAAAUGAAAAUGGACUUUCAGAGAAUUGAGCUGGCUGGAGCUGUUGGUAGUAAAGAAGAACUUGAAGUUGACUUCAAAAAAUUAAAGCAAAUAAAGAACAGAAUGAAGAAGACUGACUGGUUAUUUCUCAACGCUUGUAUUGGGGUGGUAGAAGGUGACCUAGCUGCUAUUGAGGCAUACAAAUCAUCAGGAGGAGAUAUUGCACGACAGCUUACUGCAGAUGAAGUACGUUUGUUAAAUCGUCCUUCUGCUUUUGAUGUGGGAUACACACUUGUUCAUCUUGCUAUACGUUUUCAAAGACAAGAUAUGUUAGCAGUUCUACUAACAGAAGUAUCCCAGCAUGCAGCCAAGUGUAUUCCAGCAAUGGUGUGCCCAGAGCUUACUGAACAAAUCCGGCGUGAAAUUGCUGCUUCUCUUCAUCAGCGGAAGGGAGAUUUUGCUUGCUAUUUCCUAACUGAUCUUGUAACGUUUACGUUACCUGCAGAUAUUGAAGACUUGCCACCAACAGUUCAAGAGAAACUAUUUGAUGAAGUACUUGAUAGAGAUGUUCAGAAAGAACUAGAAGAAGAAUCUCCCAUUAUAAACUGGUCACUGGAACUGGGUACGCGUUUAGACAGUAGACUUUAUGCACUUUGGAAUCGAACUGCAGGGGACUGCCUGCUUGAUUCAGUACUACAAGCUACCUGGGGCAUUUAUGACAAGGAUUCGGUGCUACGUAAAGCUCUUCAUGACAGUUUACAUGAUUGUUCCCAUUGGUUCUAUACACGAUGGAAAGAGUGGGAGUCUUGGUACUCUCAAAGCUUUGGUUUACACUUCUCAUUGAGAGAAGAGCAAUGGCAGGAAGACUGGGCAUUUAUACUUUCUCUUGCCAGUCAGCCUGGAGCGAGUUUGGAACAGACACACAUUUUUGUACUUGCACAUAUUCUUAGAAGACCAAUUAUAGUUUAUGGAGUAAAAUAUUAUAAGAGUUUCAGGGGAGAAACUUUAGGGUAUACUCGUUUUCAAGGUGUCUAUUUGCCUUUAUUGUGGGAACAGAGUUUUUGUUGGAAAAGCCCUAUUGCUCUGGGCUACACGAGGGGCCACUUCUCUGCUUUGGUUGCCAUGGAGAAUGAUGGCUAUGGCAAUCGAGGUGCUGGUGCUAACUUGAAUACUGAUGAUGAUGUUACUAUUACUUUUUUACCAUUGGUUGACAGUGAAAGGAAGCUGCUACACAUUCACUUCCUGUCUGCUCAAGAGAUUGGUAAUGAGGAGCAGCAGGAGAGGCUGCUCAGGGAGUGGCUGGACUGUUGCGUGACGGAGGGUGGAGUCCUUGUUGCUAUGCAGAAAAGCUGUCGGCGGCGCAACCACCCUUUGGUAACGCAGAUGGUAGAGAAAUGGCUUGACCGUUAUAGACAAAUCCGCCCCUGCACAUCCCUUUCAGAUGGAGAAGAAGAUGAAGAUGACGACGAUGAAUGAUGAAAUUGAGAUACCUGACUGCAUAUAACGUGUGGUGACAACCCCAGCACUUGGGGUGCAGUCUAGCAAAUUGUUACAAGAUGACCCAGUUAUAGCGGGAUGAAUCCUGCACAGGAUUUUUAAUCAGCAUGGGGAGAAUUCAGAAGCUCUUCGGCUGUGUGAAGACAGCUAUAUCGAUUGGACUACCGUUUGUUUAAAAAAAAAGCAAGGAAAAAGAAAACAAAGCCCUACUUUUAUUACCAGGACAGAAAACAUAUUUCUUUCCAAUUGUACAUCUGCCUAUAAAUGUACCGCAUGUGGUUGUGUAAGAAGGUUGUGUAAUAGGAAAAAGUAUUACCAGCAUCUUAAAAUUAUUGGAGAAAUUUGUUUUGAAUAAGGGCACUUAAAAAGCACAUCAUAGAUGAGUAUCUGUUCCUUUUUCUUUUUCGGCUUACAGUAAAACUUGGUUAUUCUGCAUCACUUUUUAAGCAUUCUGAUACAUCUCCUUCAACGUUAAUUUCAUAUGAAAUCUUGCUAAUGCCCAGGUCAGAUCAUGUGGCUUUUUUGUUGGUGGUGCCAUAUAUCCAGAAUAAGUUAGAAAUAUAAACAAAUUUACUGUUUUAUUGAGAUUUGAAUUAAUGUUGUGCCCACAAUAAUAAAAUGAUAUAUUAAAGGGAAAGAAACUAUGGAAGGGAUGAUGAAUUUUGAUUUUGUUUUCUGUAAAGGCUUCUCUGCUGUCCAUUAAUAUUUUGUAUCAUUUCUUUUGGGUAGUUUUUCCCCUUCCCGUCUACUUAAAAUAGUCAAAGAAGUACUGUUCCAGAGAACUAUUAUGCUAAACAAUUGUGUGGCGUUUGCUAAACUGAACUUUAAAAAUGCAUUUUGUUCAAACCCGGUAUUGCUGUGAGUUGUACAGUAGAGAUUAAUACUAAAUCAAGCCUCCCCCCAUGCCAGUUAAAAUAGCCUCCAUCGAGGAGCACUCCUUGGUCAUUAAACACGAGUGAGAAAGCACUUUGGCCAUUUUCCUUAAAAAGCCUUCCUUCUGAAGUUUGUUUUAAGUACUGUAUAUUAUCUUUUCUUGAUAUGUAAACUUUGGAAUUUUUUGCAUGUUGAUUGUGGCCACUUUUGAAUAUGUAAGUUUCCUGAAAGUAUACGUUCAGAAUAUAUUCUCCAGUAGGAAAAAAAAAUCUUUUUAUUAUACUUGAUAACUUUAGCCAUGCUAUCUUGAAUGGGUAUAGCCUAUCUAAAACCUCACUUUAAAAACACUAAAGGUUGAAUAGUUUUGUAAGCAGAUCCUGAUAAGCACUUUUUGAAGACUAAUGAUGGUGGAAAUGAUGACAAGGAGUAUCUAGCAAAAUGGAUUUCCUUGUUUAGGAAUCUGGACAGUUAUACAUGCAGUUAUACACACACAUUUUUACAUAGUUGUAAAAAAAAAACACAACAACCCUGGAACUCAUCAGAAUUUGCUGCUUUUCUAAAUGUGGCUUAGUGUUGAAAACCUAAAAAAAAUUCCUAAUGACAGAUCUCCACUAAAAUUUCAUUAAGGUACUAACACAGAAGAAACGCAUUAAUAUAACCUUUCCCACUUCUGACACAAGCAUAUCAUGUGCGUGUAUAUGUGUGUAUUUUGUUGUGGGUUCUCUCAAUGCAUGCAUACAUUAUUAAAUACAAAUGCAUGUUUGCCUGUGAUGGGUUAAACUUCCUAAGCAGUAGAAUAAUUGGGUUUCUCUUCCAGUUACAGAUUCUGCUUUAAUGUACAAUCAUAAUUCUUUCUAAAUACAGGCAUAAAGUUAGUACCUUACAUUUUUGCCUACCUUACAUACUUCACAGUAAAAUUCCCACAUGCCUGGACCAGUAAAGUAAGCUAGAUGAUUGUGAUUGUGGGAGGAGGUAGUUACUUGAAAUGAUUCAACUUGUGUGCCCCAAAUCUGAGUCACAGUUUACCUUAAAUUGCUGUUUCCAGCAAGAUACACCUUUUUCACUUUCAGUAGUGCGAUCAUAAUAGGUGAAAAUGACUAAAUUAGUAGCCAUGUUAUCCCACUGCAGUAACAAACCCUUAAAAAUGCUAUCAGAUGAAAGCAGAUGCUUUUUGUCAGGGAUAAAGAUAAGUCUGAACUUUUAUUAUCUCAUAUCCCUACCUCCUACAAGAUGCAUAGGCGCCAUCAUAACCAUCUAAAUCACUCCUGAGUCUCGAUGCACCCCUGAGGUAGUUUAAUAGAUUGUACCCGCAGCUGUUCUAGCUUUGGAAAGCACAUACCAUGUAAAUUGUAAUUGUGCCUUGAAUACGAUUUGCAUUUAUGCAAGACCCUCUCACCUGACAAGUCUUUGUGUCGGAAAAUAAGACUUGUUCACAUUUUGAGUUAUGGCUGUGUUGUAAAAGUUGUACCACUGUUUUGAAAACCAAAGGGUAAGGUCCAGUUUUAGUUGAUUUUCCAUAGUAAUGUCUGGUGUUUCAAUAGAACACUUACCAUUAUAGCUGUUAGGCAGUCUGCCUUUCUGGUGGAAAAAGUGUCAGGUUUUGAAUGUUGAAUGAUUUUAUUCCCGGGUGGCCAGAUUUCUGUUAGUGUCAUACACAGGUGUAAAUGAGACUUCCGUCUGUGUAUUAACUCUCCUAGUUAGUGCCUAGGGAGGCAUUUGUUAUCUCCCUUUCUGCCAUUUAAUAGCUGGCAGAGAGCAAAGGGCAUGGGAGAAGCGUUUGGUUACGUUCUUAUAUCCAGAACAACAUCUUUGAGACUUUCUUCAGAAGAUCCCACAGGUUUAUGUUAUUGUACAUCUAGCUAUCAUGUGUGUCCUGCUUUCCACUGGCCAUGAAAUUGGGCAGAGAGGAGACAGGGGAGUUCUAUGGAGAGAUACCUAUUGUUUUUCCACCUGGGCAGGGAUUUAAGUUAUGUCUUCUGAUGCAGGAAACUGAACAGGGAAAUAGUUUGGUUUUAUCUACUGGCUUUGAGUUGUACAAUCUCUUUAGAAGAGAAAUACACCAAUGACAGUUCGACAAAGCUUUGUUCUACUGCAGUGGACCCGUGCUUUCUGAAUCACUCACAGACACACACAUAUGUACAAUUUCCUAAAUUUGUUGAUUUAUAUUUUUAUUUUAAGAUUGCUUUCAAAGCUACAGCAUUUUUUUGACGUUGAAUUUAAAACUUCCUCAAGGGAUAGGAUCUAUUUUCAAGUGGGGAGUUUUUCUUCGAGUUAGUACCUGGAAGUAAUAUGGCAUUAACUGCCUCCAAGCAGCCAAAUUUUGUGCCGGAAGUUCCUAGCACGUUCAGGGGUGGUAGAAGAACCUGCCUCAACGUUAUUCUGUUAGAAAGUGUCCAUUUUCAUCAACAUUAAUUAUGCCUAUCUGGAAUGCCACUGCCUGGUUUAAGAACAAAAUCCCAAUAGUAUCAGCUUCUAAAAGUCACUAAUGCCAGUGUAAAUGUUCUAUUAUUUCACCUUCAUUUGUGUGGCUUUCUAAAUGUUCUCUGUAACUCACCAAUGUUCCUCCACCUGAUUGCUCUAUACUGGUGUCUAUGGUAAGUUAUUCAUAAUUGCAGUGUUAGAUCAUUGACACAGCUAUGAAGUUGACUCCCUUGAAUAUGUUCAAAGCUGGUAAUGUGCUUUUCCAUUAAUUUAAAACAAAACAAAUACAAGUUUUGUACCAAU